This is a messenger RNA of Zerene cesonia (dogface butterfly), 1597 nucleotides long. RefSeq names its product hsp70-binding protein 1. The record is from RefSeq and is a predicted model, not a curated record. The coding region runs from base 219 to 1274 and encodes 351 amino acids. The transcript is spliced from 6 exons. Lineage: Eukaryota; Metazoa; Arthropoda; Insecta; Lepidoptera; Pieridae.
UUUGUCCUAAAUUCGUUGUUGAUGAUGCAUAUUAUCUAGAUAUUUCUAUUAUUUUCUAGAAUUGAGAGUUCCUACUCACAUAAAUAUUGCUCAUUCUGUUUGUAUGCGUCAUUGUUCAUUGAUUGAAAGUCAGCGUCUGUCGUAGAUUUAUUAAUUAUACUAUCAAUUACGUGUGGAGUGUACUGUGUUUAACCUAAAAUAUACCUGAAAAAUUAAUCAUGGAUCAAAAUAACGAAGAGAAUAGGCCUUCAAUAGCAGGUGCCCUAACUUUUCCUAGUCGUAAUGAACAGCCCGUAAUUCCACAACCGAGGCAGCCUAGAAAUUUGCAGGGUUUGCUGAGGUUUGCCAUGGAAGCCACUAAGGCUGAAGAUGCACCUGGUAAUUCACAGUUUGGACCGAUGGAUGAAGAAAGGCGUAAAUUCCUAGAAGAAGCCUUAAAGAGCAUCACAGUGAAUGUGGCAGAGGUUCUGCAGAAUGGCAUUAAGGUCCUCACAGAUUCAGAGAAAAUCAAGGGUAUUCAGCUCGGUGAGAGCCUCCCGGAGGAUGUGGAUGUGGCUUUCAAUAAUGUUCUCGAGUAUAUUGAUGACAUAGAUGUCGCUAAUGACUUCUACAAGAUGGGCGGCUUCGCGAUGUUCCCGAUAUGCUACAGCAGCGAGAACGAAGAAGUGCGCUCCCGGGCCAGCCAGAUCCUGUCGGAGCUGUGUCAGAACAACCCCUACUGCCAGGCGAGGGCGCUCGAGUGCGGUCUGCUGAAUGUGGUGCUACACUUGGCGUCUACUGAGCGGGGACAAGUGCUGGCCAAGUGUGUGUCGGCUAUAUCGGCUGCGACUCGCGAAUUCGAGCCAGCCUGCCGCGAGCUGACGGCGCAGGGUGGCUGCGAGACCCUCACCCACCUGCUGGGCUCCGACUGCCCCUCAAUCGCGAAGACCAGAGCCGCCUUCCUCGUCGCGUACCUGUGCCAGCAUUACCCGGAUGCUAGAGAAAAAUUCAUAGAACUCAACAUAGCGAGAACGAUAGCGGAACAAGUAAAGAGCGGAAGAGACAACACCACGGAACAUCUCUUGAGCAUUCUGCAUUCCCUGCUAGGAGAUUCUAGAGUGAAACAGCAGUGCCAAGACCCUGCCCUAGACUUGAAGAAAGUUCUAGAAGAACACUCGAAGCGACCGGAGCUCGAAGAAGAAUACAUUGAAGAGAAACAGUAUUGCAAGAGUAUCUUGAAAAUUUUGGACGGCUUGCCACAAGUUGAAGUUGUUAAUAAUGAAAUAGAUAGAUAAGUUAGUAAACUGGGCAUGUGGUUAUAAAGUAUCGAAAAAUGUGUGUGCUGUGUGCUUUUGGUACUGGAGAUGUUAUAUGAGAAAUUAUUUAUAGCUAUCACACAAACUGAGUUUUAAUUUAUAAAACAAACUGUGAUGUUUUGAUUUGUUUACGAUUGUCUCAGAAUAUUAGAUGUUUAAUAUGUCGAAUCUAGACUGGUAUGUUAUAUCGUUAAGGAUGUGAAAUAUUUAGGCAGUCUAUAACAAUGCAUUUACAAUAAAAUUGUGAGUUAGCUUUGUCUAAUAGAUCUUAUAAAAUUUAAGUAUUUGUAAAUAAACGUGAU